UCAUCCUUAGAUAAUUCGUCCAACUUUUAUGAGUCAUGAAUUCAAUAAAAUUCAAAUAGUCGCGAGUGGAAUUGAAGCCUGAAAUAGCUGUAUUUCGCAUGGAGGUAGCAGUUCAGUUCCCUUGACAACGUUGUUGAUUUUUUAAUUUUGAGUAAAUUUUUUCUGUGCAUCUGUCGAAUGAAUGGCUAGUGUAAAACUUCAACACAAAUGGAAAGUCAACGUAGCCUUUAUGAGAUUGAACCACAGGGAAAUUAAACGCCAUGGAAAAUGAGCAUCUAGUUAAUCAAAGCAAUUCCACGUUGACAAGAUUUGAAAAGUUAAAAGUACUCAGCAGGUUAACUGUGCAAGAGCUCGAGGCAAUACAACAAUCAUUUCCUAUAAUCUUAUUCGAUUCUGUGGAGGAAAGACGAGAUGCUGAUCAGUUCUGUGAACUGUUGUCCAGCAUUAUUCCCCACGGCAAUGAAGAUGAAUUUCGAGAACUUUUUGAUGUCAUUGACACUGACAAAGAAGGGUUUGUGGAUUGGGAUAAAUUUUGCUCUCAUUUGCAACGCGACUAUCAGGAAAAAGAUGACAGAAUGAAGACGACCCAGGUACCGCAAUGGAGGGAAGUGAAAUACACAAAUAGUCCUCAUAAAGAGAACAUCCAGAAGAUCACAAUGUUGAAAAAUCCACCAAGAUAUUUGACUGUUAGUAAGGAAGGUGUUGCUGUUGUCUGGAAUUUAAAUAUGAAGCCCUUGAGAACAAUCCGCAUCACAACUGAACCAGACGAUGUAAAGCAACGUGACUUAUGGAUCACAGAUUUUGCUGCGAUGCAAAAUGUCUACAAGCUAGUUGUUGCUAUGACAAGCAAAGAAAUUGCGAUAUACGAGCUCAGCUCCAAGUCGGAGUUUUUAUGUUUGUAUCGUGUUCGUGGAUUGAAGUCAACACCGAUUUCCUUGAACUUUUGGUCCAAUCCUGAUCAACCAAAUGACUCCAUUCUCGUUGGUGAUGUUGCUGGUUACGUCAACGCUUUAAUAUUUUGUGAAUCUACCAUCUCUUUGUUUGAUCGUCCUGCACAAUCCAGUGCUAACCAACAAGACAUAACAUUUAUGGUUGACAUUGGUGAUAUAACCAAAGGUCAUUAUAAAAACUGUCGCCAUAUUUAUCAUCACGGACAUAGUGAAUGGACCAGACAAGUGAUGUAUACCAGUGUACUAGAUUGUUUCAUAUCAUGUGCUACCAACUAUAAGAACGCUCUUGUCCUUGGCUGGAUGGAGAAAAACAAGAGUACGAUGCGCACGACCGUGUUCAAAAUAUCUCAAGGAGUGAAUGCUUUUGAUUACAACGAUAAACUGAACUUAAUUGCCACGGCAGGUGUAAAUCAUCACGUGUUGCUAUGGAAUCCUUACGUCAUCUCAAAACCUGUUGGAGUGCUUCGUGGUCACAUGCAAAGCGUGAUUGCCGUAAACUUCAUCAGAUCACGUGGCCAGAUGAUUAGCCUAUCAAAGGACAAGGUUCUUCGUGUGUGGGACACUCAUUUGCAAGUAUGUCUUCAACGUCUAUCGGGAAUGUUUCCGAAAGGACCUGAAAUCUCGACCGUGUUGUACUUCGAUGAAGAGAGAAGUACUUUGUUGACUGGAUUUAAUCGCCGGGUGGCUGUCAUGGUGAUGAAACCGGAAGUAAAAGAUCGAAUCCUUAGCCAUGAGCAUCCGGUUACGGCUGCAAUCUACAAUCGCAAAUUCAGUCAGGUUGUGAGCGCAUGCUCUGGUUCUGUCGUCACGAUGUGGAUGAUUGAUACGGGACAAAAAGUCAAACAGUUUACUAGUGCUCAUGGUAAUUCGGAAAUAACAACGCUGACUCAAGACGCGAGUGAAACAAGGUUAUUCACCGGAAGCACAGAUGGUACAGUAAAGAUCUGGGAUUUCAAUGGUCACUGCCAUCACGUGUUGGUUGCUGGCGAUGGCAGUCCUUGUGAUAUCACUCAAAUCUUGCCUUUGAAAAGAAUGAUUCUCGUGGUGGGCUGGGACAGGACAUUGUGUGUGUUCCGUGACAGCCAGUUGACAUCGUACUACGUGCAUCCUUCAGACUGGAAAGGUCGUCAGGAGCACCAGGAUGACAUUCAAUGUAUGUCAUUCACGCCUCCACAUACUCUGGCAACCGCGAGCUACGACGGGGAACUGGUCUUGUGGAACACAAGCUCCGAACAGGCAUUUCGACAUUUCAAUUGUAAAGCACACAAAGAUGGACGUGCUAGCAGACGGCAACGAAAACUUGAACGAGCCAACAGUGCUCUGUCACAAGCACGUGGAAAAUCUCCGGUUUCCUUGACUACGGGUGACGCAAUCCAAGAUGACUUCUCGAAGUUUUUGUCAGCAGAGAAUGAAAAGGAAGAAAACAGUGGAUAUUUUGUCAAUAAUCUAAUAUUUCUAUACAACCGCCCUCCUCCAGCUGUACAGAACGAGGCAGCGGAUCUUGUUUCCUGUGGCGCUAAUGGUUGGGUUCGAUUCUGGAACACUGCUGAUAACUCAUUGGCUGGUGAAUUCAUAGCUCACAAUCACGCUGGAGCAAUAACGAUGGCAGUCGAUGGUGACUGUCGUUACUUAGCAACUGGUGAUGGCGAUGGAUUUGUGAAGGUUUAUAUCAUUACAGAAUACUGUGUGUCUGCUAAUGUUGAAGGAGCAUCGAAAAUGCCACCUCCAUUGCACAGACAAUUUCAGCCUCAUUUUGACGCCAUUACAAGCCUGGAGAUUAUACUCAGAUUCGACAGAAUGCUCUUGCUCACGUCAUCAAACGACUCUUCGCUGGCAUUGUGGGAUAUUCAUGGAAGACAGUUGGGCGUAUUUGGUCAGGAAAAACAUUGGAAAAUCGAAGAUCUACCUGUUGAGCAACCUGAGAAUGAAAAUGACGAGUCUAAUUUUCUUGCUAAGCCCAACGACGAUGAGAAGAAAGACAUUGACUCUCCUUAUGUCAACGAAGAACGUCCAAAUGUUGAAAGUCAGAUCCCCGAAGACUGGGAUCCAACAGAUUCCACUUGGGACAGCAGCAUAUUAGGCAAAUCGUUCAGUGAACCUCGAAAGCAAAAACGUCAACGUCGCCAGCAAGUCAUCGGUCGAGGAAAACUCACUGAUCCUGAAAAUGGGAAGCUGAACUCAACUGGAUUGACCUAUGGUACGUUGCGCACCGAAGAAUUGUCUGCAAUCCACAAUUUACAGAAGCCCGAUUUCGUGAGCAAUCCUUCGAAAUAUUUUAGUGAUGAUUUUAUGAACAGCAGAAAAAGUUCGCCGUCGAAUAUUGAAAAUUUACCUCAUACUUCUGAAACCAUCAGUAUGCGUUACGACGAGAAAAACCUUUUCCCGAAAUACAUUCUUGACAUGGACAUGAAGAUGAAAGCAUUGCAUGCCAUCGAAACGCACAGAUCACGUGCGAAUACGCGUGCUGCUGGCAGCAGUCGCUCGAAGAUAUCGACGGCAGCCCACAAUUUGCUUGGUAAAAAUCAACCUUUAAGAAAACAUGCACAAAGAUGGAAACUUUCCACGCAACAUGAACGUUUGGAUGCAAAAAAGCCCAAUGUUUAAAAUUCCAUCUAUCAUGGUGUCCUUUCUGUUGUUCUCUCCUUUGGCCUACACCACUGACCGCCUAGAUGAAGCUAUUCCACGCGAGACGCGAUACACGCAAUUUAGGCUAGCUGGUGCUUAGUAAUAUACCUAAUGUGAAUCAUGUCGGGAGCGAAAUCCUGGAUUUCCACCAGGGAGGGCUGCGUUUUUUGUACUAUACGAUCGAUACUCACUAUACGAUAACAUUUUCAUUAACAAGCAAUGAUUACCAAGGAAUUAUACUAACUCAGGAGGGUGUUUGAACCCCUGCACUCCCUGUUGAACCCCCCAGCUUUCCUUUACUGCAUCACAGCAACACAGAUGUUCACUUCAUUGGAGACUCUUCUCGGAACUGGUGUUUCCACUUUGUUAUUCCUUAGAGUCUGAGCUUGUAAUUUACUUGUGUUUGAUGAAUUGGGAGUAUUCACCCAUCCAAGUUUUCACUCAA
Molecule: messenger RNA, 4020 nt
Organism: Xenia sp. Carnegie-2017
Lineage: Eukaryota; Metazoa; Cnidaria; Anthozoa; Malacalcyonacea; Xeniidae
Product: WD repeat-containing protein 49-like
Molecular function (GO): calcium ion binding; protein binding
Source: RefSeq, a predicted model, not a curated record